Molecule: messenger RNA, 7542 nt
Organism: Ostreobium quekettii
Lineage: Eukaryota; Viridiplantae; Chlorophyta; Ulvophyceae; Bryopsidales; Ostreobiaceae
Source: the annotation of a GenBank genome assembly
AUGGAGGCCCGCUGCGCGACCGCUCCCUUCCCGGCGCUGCUGCAGUUCCCCUACGCCCGCGCCUCCCUGCGCCCAUUCGGGCCGCCGCGGCCGAUCCGCCGCAAAUGGGCCGUUCCGUGCACCGGCGAUCCGCAACGGGAGGGCAACGGCGUGGCUCCGACUCCAGGAUUGAAGGACACAGUACGGAAGGGAGUUGAGAAGCUUGGCACAUUUGUUGAAGGCCUCAAGGCACAGAAUGUAAGCCUCAGCGCUGCAGGCAGUCGUCUGUCUGAGAGCUUGCAGGAAGACAUCGAGAGGAGCUACUUUGCAGGGGGAGACACAGACAUGAGCGCAUUUGACAAGGAUUGUGUUUUUGAGGAUGCCCGAGGGUGCUAUGAGGGGGUUGCAGCAUACAAGGACAAAUGCAAGAGUCUUGGCAGGGUCAUGACCGACGUGCAUGUGGAGGCUGUGGCGUGGAGGGAGCAAGGGGAAACACUGACAGCAUUCUGGCAACUAUCAUGCCAGCUGAAUGGACCUCUGAGUCCGACUUUUGAGUCACAGGGAGAGACAACUUACGUCAUAAGUAAGGGCAAGGUGGUGCAGCACUAUGAGCAAUGGACUGCAAUCGUUCCACGCACCUCACUGGAAAUCCUCCUGUAUGCCCUUUCCGAUGGGAGGCCAGAAUGGCUGUGCUCUGGAGUGUCAAGAUUUGUGAUCUUGUCUUCUUCAGUGGUUGUGUUUUCAUCCCUUUUCACAAAAGCCACAACUGGGGAAGGACUUCAGGGCGAAUUCCUCGGGUCUGUGGAGGGGGUGUCCUACCUGGCCUUUGUGGCUGCCUUGCUCUUCGAGUUGCUGAGGAGCAGCAAAGAGAGAGGCAAGGCUGCAAGGACAGGCCUUUAUGUCGUGGAUGCGGGUCUGUACUCGGCAGCAGAGAAGGCUGAGGCUGCUGCCGCAGGGGCUAGAAAAGCUGCAGAACUGGCUAUGGCUGCUGCUACAGAGUGCGCUUCUGGUGUAGACAAGGUGAAGGAUGCCCUUGAAGUGGCUACUCCUGCCACAAGGGCCAGUCCUGCCGGCCGCAAAGCCAGUAUGGCUGCUGAUGAUGCCAGUGCUGCUGCACUGGCAUCCAAGGAUGCAGCUGGCGUGGCAAGCGAUGCUGCAGAGGCAGCUGCAGCUGCAGCCACCAAGGCUAGGUCAGAUGCUGACAAUGCAAGGGAGUCACGGAAGCAGUACAAUGCCUUGGCCAUCAGUGGAACUCCAAAAGAAGAAGUUAGUCUUGCGGAGGAGGCAGCAAGCCGAGCUGAGUUGGAGGCAAGCUCUUCUGGGGAUGCUGCUGGUAUUGCUGCUGGGGAUGCAAGUGCUGCUGCCCUUGCAGGUGUUUCUGCAGCAGACAAAGCCACCACUGCUGGAGCAGAGGCACGUGCUGCUGCUGAUAGACUCUCCUCAGCAAGUGCUGAUACUGCUGCCACUGAGAGUUGGGCAACCCCUGUGGAUCAAACUGCCCCCAAAAAGGCUUCGAUUGUCGAUGCCGCCACUUUGAAGGCUGCUGUCGACAAAGCUGCUGCAACCCAGGAUGCAGCGAGCACUGCUGCCAGCAACUGCAAAGAAGCAGCUGAUGAAGCCAAUGCAGCAGUGCGCGAUUGUCGCAGCGCAGCAAACAAUGCGAAAGUUGCAGCAAAGAGGGCCAGUGCUUCUGAAGCCAUGUGCAGCGAGGCAUUGGAUGCUGCUUCGACUGCAGAAGAAAAUAGCCCUGCUGGGCAUGAUGCCCGCACUGCCGCUGAUGGGGCAAAGACAGCAAGCCUGGAGGCAGCCAAGGCUGCUGAUGCUGCAAGUUCUGCAGCAGAGGAGGUCAGCGGUGCUGCUUCCAGAACUCAGGCAGCUGCUGCCAGUGCCCUGGCUGCAUCUAGGAACUGUGCUGCGGUGGUGGCCAAAGGCAGUGCCAAGGACAUAAUGGCUGCUGUGGACAUGACACAGUCUGCUAUUUCCGAUGCCAAAUCUGCAGCCAAGAAAGCUGGUGCUGCCAUGAGUAAGGCUCUCACUGCCUGUGCUGAGGCCAAUUCAGCAGCGGACAAUGCAGUUCCUCCCACAGAAAAGGCUGCUGCAGCUGCGAAGGCGCUCCAGGCAUUGUGCAAGGCAGCUGCCAAUGAAUUGCUGGCUCUCCUGCGCCAGGCAAAGGAUGCAGAGAAAAAGGGUAAUGUCUGUGCCCGAGAUGCAAGCAGUGCUGCUGAGAGAUGCAAGAGCGCUGCUGUUGAGGCAAGGAAUGCUGCUGACAAAGCUGGGGAAUGCGCUGUUGUGGCAAGCUCUGGUGCAGAAAAGGCAGUUGCUGCGCUGAAUGCCAGCUCUGCUGAAGACAAAGCAAGCCCUAUUGGGCGCAAGGCUGCAGCUGCUGCAGAGAAGGCGAGUGCAUUGUGCCAGGAGGCUCGUGCUGCUGGAAGUAGAACCAGCAAUGCUGCAGAUGUGGCCACAGAUGCAGCCAUGAAGGCGACAGGAGCGGCAGAUGAGGCUGUUGCUGCCAGCGAUGCCUGCCAAGCACUUGACAAGAAGUCUCCCAUGGCUGUUAUUGAGGCAGCCAUUGAGAAAGCGAGUGGGGCAUAUGAAAGUGCCCUUGCAGCUGUGGCCAAGGCCACCGCUGCGGAGAAGGAAGCUCUUUCUGCUACAAGAGAAGCCAACAGUGCUGCAGACAAGGCUGCAGGUGCAGGCAGGGAGGCGAGUACAGUGGCAGAGAAACUGUCAGAAGUGUGUGCAGGUCGACAAGCUGAGGACACAGCUCUGAAGUCAACUGCCUUGAGGAGUGCCGGACAGUUGAGUGAUGAUGUGCGUGCGGUGGCUGUUGCAGCAAAGACAGCGGCAGAGAUGGCCAGGGCGUCUGCCCUGGAAGCCAUCAGUGCCGCAGAAAAGGCUGCAGCAGGUGCUGGUGAAUGCAGAAGUGGUGGUGACAAGGCAACUGGAGCAGUUGACGCAAGUCCUGCAGCUAGGGGCAGUGAUGCUUGGCGCAGAGCUGUAGCUGCAGCAAGAGAAGCUGCCAGUCUUGCAACAAAGGCAUCUGGAGCAGAACAGGAAGCAAUUGCAUCUGCCGCAAUGACAAAUGCAGCUGCUGAUGCAGCCCUUGCAGCUGCUGAUGUUGCGGGCAGUGCACAGAAGUCCUGUGAGGCGCUUCGGGACGAUGCAAGCCUGGAGGAUAUUGAGAGCACGAUUAAAGAAGCCAGAAGUGCCAUCAAGGAGGCUGGAGUAGCAGCCGAGAAUGCUAAUUCAGCUGCUGUGGACACAAGUGGGACAGCUGCUGCUGUGGAAAGAGCUGCAGAAAAUGCUGCUGAAUGUGGGAAGGAAGCCGUUGCUGCUGCAGAUGCCCUGCUUGCAGCUUGCAAAGCCAUGGCUGCGGAAACUGCCCAAGCCGCUGCUGGCAAGGCUGCGGCUUCUAAAGCAACGGCUGACAAAGCUGCUUCUGACAAGGCUGCUGUUGUCAGGGAGGCCACAGCAGUGCUGGAAUUGGCAGCUGCUGCUGUGAAUGACUGCAAACAAGCAGUUGAUGAGGCCCAUGAAGCUGUAGACAAAUGCAAAACAGCUGGGGAUUAUGCAAAGUCUGCAGCUACCAGAGCCCGAGCUACUGAAAACAAAUGCAUUGAUGCACUUGCGGCUGGUUCUCCAGCUGUCAAGAAGACUGCAGCUGGACGCCAUGCCUAUGAGGCCGCAGAUGGGGCAAAGACUGCAUGCCUGCUUGCAACCAAGGCUGUCGAAAAAGCAUUUGCGCUGGCAGAUGAGGCCAAUAGUGCUCUUGUUGGAGUUGGUAAGGCUAAAGAGAGCUUGAUGGCUGCACAAAAGGAUUGUGCUGCUGCCGUUGAUAAGGGGGAUUCUAAAGCCAUCUUGGCAGCUGUGGCAAAGACGGAAGAAGCUAUUCGUACCGCCAGCUCAGCUUCCAAGCAAGCCAGUACAGUUGUAUCCAAAGCCAUCGAUGCUGCUGAGGAGGCCAUCAAGGUCGCCAACAAUGCUCGUGCCCCUACAGAUACAGCCUAUGAAGCUGCAAAUAGGUUCAUUAGUGCAUGCAAGAUGGGCAUCGAUACCUUGGCUAAAGCUCUGCAGGAUGCUAAGGAGGCAGAGAAGGUGGCAAGUGACUGUGCUCGUGAUGCAAGUAGUGCAAGCAGCACAUGCGGCAGUGCCGGAGCUGAGGCCAGCAGUGCAGCAGACAAGGCAGUUGCUUGUGUUGCUACAGCAAAGUCAGCAAUAGACAAGGUAGCCGCUUCACUAAAAGCAAGCCCCCGCCAAGACAGGAAAAGCUCUGUUGGGAGGAAGGCUUCAGAAGCAGCAGAGACAGUGCAGGCCCUGUGCUUGGAGGCUGAGAGUGCUGCAGAGAAAGCUGCCAAUGCUGCAGGAGUAGCCAAUGAUGCAUAUGCCAAAGUAGCAGAAUCAGCCGACAGCACUGCUUAUGCAUGUGAUCUGUGCAAGCCACUUGACAUGGAGUCUCCUUUGGAGAAAAUCGUUGGUAACACAACCAGAGCAGUUUUUCUGGCCCGCGAGGGCCGAGAAGCCAUUUCCGAGGCGGCUGUCGCAGAAAAGGAUGCCCUUGCUGCUGCAAAGGCUGCCAUGGACACUGCAGACAGGGUUGCCAAAGCAGCUGAGGAAGCUGUGUCUGCAGCAGACGAGCUGACUGAACAGGUGAAGGCCGACCGUGCUGCCAAGAAAAUUCGGCAGAAGACUGCUGUGACCCGUAGGUCGGCAUACAUUGCAGGUCUGGACUGCAGGAGAGCUGCAGAGAAGUCAAGAGUUGGCAGUGUCGAGGCCAGCAAGGCUGCAGAACAGGCGUAUGCUGCAGCAGCAGAUGUGGAAUCUGCAUAUGAGAAAUUGCUGGAAGUAUUUGAAGUCAAUCGUCCGGCCAGAGGAUCACGUUCUUGGCAAAAGGCACUAGCGGUCGAAAAGAAAGCCAGGGGUUUGGCAGCUGCAGCCAGUGCAGCUGCAGAUGUUUGUGCAGCUGCUGGAAAGGAAUGCCUUGCCUUUUCACUUGAGGCUACUGCUGCAGCAGACGAAGCAGGUGCAGCCGCACGGAAAUGUGCAGCUCUGGGACCUUUUGCUUCUGCAGCUGAAGUUGAGACGUCCAUAAAGACAACUGCUGCACUUAUUGUGAAUAUGUACGGUGCCCACAAUAAGGCACUUGAGGCAGAAAUUGCUGUUCGUCUUCCAACGAGGCAGGCCAGAAAUGCUGCAAAGAAGGCUAGUAAAGCUGCCCUUGAGGCCAGAGCUGCGGCUGAUGCUCUGGUCGUCGCUGCCAAAGAUGCGUUAGCACAAGAAGCCAGAGAUGCGGAGAAGAAUGCUGCUAUUGUGAGCAAGGCACGUGCAGCAGGGAAGGAAACAACCAAAAUUGGAUUUGAAGCCUGUGAUUCUGCAGACAAGACUCUUGAUGCUGCACUAAAUGCAGCCAAAGUCGCGGAGAAAGCAGGAGAUGCCGCUCGCAGGGCUGCCACGGGGGCAGAGAGGGUGGCAGCAGCAUUUAAGUCUUGCUCCCAGGAGGAAAAAGCAAGUCCUGCUGGAAUGGCGGCCAGGGCUGCAGCUGACAAAUCUAGGGCAGCAUCGAAGAUUGCAAGGAAGGCAGCAGACGUAUGUGCAAAAGCUGCAAAGAGGGCCAAAUCCGCUUCGGAGGAAUGCCGAGAGGCUGCCAGUAAGGCGAUAACCGUGGCUGCCAAUGCUCAAACUCUUCGUGUAGAACUGCAGGAUAGAAUGGCUGGGGGAGACCCCUAUGUCUCUGGAGAAGAUGUGGUUAAGGCUGUGGAGAAGGAAAAGGCCACCAAUCUUGAGGCUGCCAAUAUUGUGAAACGCUGCAAUGCAGCUGCUCUUGAGGUUGCCAAUGCUGUUGCAGUGGCAGCUCCUGCAGGAGACGAGGCUGCUGUGGCAGAGAUUGAAGCCAACGGAUUUGCAGAUCAGAUUUUGAACGCCAGAGAUUCUAGGCUCGCCGGCUUGUUUGAAGACAGGAUUGCUGCUGAGGCUGAGGCACGCACAGCUGCUAAAACAGCAAAGGAGGCGGCUGUGAAAGCUGCUGAUGCUGCAGAAUAUGCCAAAACGGCCGCUGUCGAAGCCAAUUCUGGUGCAGACAGGGUCGGUGACUGUGCACGAAACUCUAAGCAGCUUGCUGGUCUGUUGUCUACAGUUGCCAACAAAGUCAACGGUGCUGCCGACGGCGCCAGUGCUGCUGCAGCAGAGGCCAAUGGUGCAGCCAACAGGGCAAGUGCAGGAUCAGCUCAGGCUAUGGCUGCUGCAAAGACAGCCACAGAUGCUGGAGGCAGGGCUGUGUCCGCUGCAGACAGGGCCAACGCCAUUGCACAGGAAGCCAGUGCAUGUGCAGACUCAGCGGUCAAGGCAGGAAACACGAGCAACACUGCCGCAGACAGGGCCCGAGCCACAGCUCGCUUGGCCAAUGGUGCUGCAGACAAGGCAAGCCUGGCAGCCAGCAAGGCAGCUUCUGCUGCUGAGAAAGCCGUGCUGUCUGCCAUGGAAGCCCGCGCUGCAUCUGAUGCUGCCAGGACUGUGGUGAAGAAGGCAGAUGUUUGCGCAACCAAGGCGCUGGCUGUGGCAGACUCGCCUAAAUCGACCCCUGCUGAACUCAGAACUGUGGCCAAUGCUGCCAACGCAGCUGCGGCAGAGGCCGCCGAAGCUGCUCGCAGGGCGAUAGCUGCGGCCGACAGGGCCAAGGCUGAUUGCCAGUUUGCCAUAGACACUGGAGACGAGGCUGCUACCGCAGAGAAGGAGGCUUCUGUGGUUGCGGACAACUGUGCUGCUGUUAUCAAUGAGAUCAAGGCCACGCAGGAGCUGGUGGGCAGGUGGACCCGGAAGGCACGUGUGGAAGCGGACAGGGCAAAUGCGGCAGCUGCAAGGGCCACUGCAGCAGCAUCGAGCACAAAGGGACCAUCCCUACCAUUCAGAAGGCCAUCAUUGGCCAUUAACCUUGGAGGCCUGCUUGGUAGUGGAGGAGGGGGCCGUGGCGGAUAUGGGGGUGGCGAUGGCGGCAGAGGAGAUGGUGGCAGGGAUGGUGGGGCUGGCGAUGAGCCCGCUGACGACUUCUUUUCCUGGUUCUUGCCUGGUGCACUUUAUGUGGCUCUUAUAUAUGCCACAUGGUGUCUGAUCAGCUACAGAGUCCAUGAGCAGAGGUGGGGCGAGAGGAGACUGCUGGGUGCCAAAAUACCAGCACGUUCUGAUGGCAGCAUGUUUGAGUACCUCAGGCCAUUCGUGGAUGCGGUCCAGCCCAAGCCGGAGCAACCAAGUGUGGCGCCAGUGGCACAGGACUACAAAUCGAACAAGGCAAGCCCUCUGCCAGCGGUACAGGGAUAUGCGCCAACAACAAAGUCACGGGACUUCAAGCCUGCAUCAACUUCGCGCGACCUGAAGCCUGCGUCAAUUGCACAAGAUUACAAGUCCACAUCAGCAUCGCGGGGCUAUGUACCUGCAUCAAUUUCAAAGGGGAAUUUGCCACAAUCUGCAGAAUCGGCUCAAGAGAUUCAGGGGAUGGGCUAUGGGAUGUCUGGGCUGAUGUUUGCAAUUUUCGUUGGACUGGCAAAGAAUGGGCCCAAGCCUUCAGCAACCUGA